Cladocopium goreaui is the source of this 1020-nucleotide messenger RNA. The record is from the annotation of a GenBank genome assembly. NCBI's taxonomy places the organism in Eukaryota, Dinophyceae, Suessiales, Symbiodiniaceae.
CAAGUUGUCCAGCCCAGUACACAGGUUUGACUUUUAUGUUGCUACACGCUUCGCGGGCUGAAGGACUUGAGUGCAUGGCCACUUCAAGCGAAGCGGAACCUCACUCGGAUUCAGAGAGAAAUUGCUGGCAGGAAGUCCAAGCUGAUCGAGCUGACCACAUGGUCUGGGCUUCACAUGAGUCUUCUGACUCAGAGCCUGAUGACAGAUUACUAUUCCCGGAAAAGGUGGUGCACCAGGAACCUCAGCACCUUUUCUGGAACAGCAUUGGAGUCCCCUGUGCUAUUGAUGGUUUGAAGUUUCGGUGCGCAGGAUCAGCCCAUAAAAUCCCCUUCGGCUUGGUUCGGAGACCACCCAAUGACACACAGGUCAACCACUCAUACCUGAAACAACUUGGAAACCCUCCAGCCAGUUGUGGUGAUGGUUUGACUUCAGGAGGCGAAGCAGAUUUGGACGUCUCGCAGAGCGAUGCCUGCGAUGCUGGUGAUCUCGUCACCUCGGGCAGCGAGGCGCCAAGUCGGAAGGCUAAACGAGAACGUUUCCAAGAUUCCUUCCCAGUCUGGAAGAAGAGGCUGCCGAACCAGGUAACACACAGUCGAAGAUUACGUGGAGAAAGCUGGGCUCCCCUUGGAACAGCCAAUGCGAAAGGUUUGGAGAGAACAGUUCUACACACGUUGUGGGACUCGGGCUUUUCGACCGAUGAGGAUGCUGAGACCUGUGCCACUGCAGAGGAAGACGAGGGCAACGAAGAAUACAGCGUUCAGGAAGAGGCACUGCCGAGUCCAAUGAGCGUUUUUCAUUUGUAAAGGUAGAGCAAACAUGUGCAAAGUUUAAUUUUGCACUAUGAUCAGUAUGAUCACUUUUUUAAAUGCCUUAUCAAUAGCAAAGGGAUCCUGGCCAAAUGGAGCAGGAUCCCUUUCUUAUUUGGAACCGGGCGCUGCUUUCCUUGGACCAAACGCCCAAAUGAGCGUUCCAUGCGACAGCUGUUGUGCUGACAAAGCUUGCCAGACCAAAUCCAUGGGG